AAACACUAAAAUUCUAACCUUCUCUGAAACAAAGUCUUCCCAAAUAUUCCCUUAUUCGAUUCGCAUUCAAAUGCUUGUUUAUGAUUGUGUGUCACAGCAAAUGCUCCUGUUACAAGGGCUUUCAUCAUCGCUUCAGCGCUUUUCUCAAUCUUCUUUGGGAUCCAAGAUCGUUUCAACACUUUGGGCUUGUCGUAUCAGAAGAGCAAAUGCAGAUGACAAACAUCCACACUUUGGAAAGCGAUUUCAAUUCAGUGAAAUCUGAAAUUGCGCAAGUGGUUGGAGAUACGGAGAAGAUGAAUAAGUCUAAGGUUGAGAUAUGCUCGACGAUACUGGAAAACCAGAAAAAGCUUGCUGCCUUGGAGUCUGAUUCAUCCAGACUUACGCAGGGAAUGUAUAAAGUGAUCUAUGCUGCUAAUACACCGAAAGAGUUUUCCUGUUGGGUUGAUAUGAAAAAGAUCUUACCAAAGGAUAUAGAUUGGGAAGGGUUUCAACUUAAACCAAGUACUGUCGAACAAAGUGAACAAGACAGCGACGAUGAUAAUGCAGAAAACGUGAAGAAUUCUGUAAAGAAGAUUACAGUGUGUACUCAAACUCAAAUGAGAUCACCAGUAAAGCCCAAAAGUAAAAGUAAAUCAAAAACUUCAAGAGUGAAAAAAAAAAUGAUUGUGAAAAUUGAAAUGAUCUGAAGAGUGGUGCAGUGUUACCUUAAAUAGAUGAAAAUGAGGUCUGACACUCUUCUUGACUAUGCCGUGUUGCAAUUGUUUCCGAAGCGUUCAAGAUGUGAGUUGCUUGUUUCGAGUGAUGGAAUCACGGAAAAAUUAGCAUCAAGAUUAGUAAAGCCAUACUUGAACAAUUUAAAGGUUGCAGAAGAGCAGUUUGCACUGUCUGUGCAGUCAAUUAGAUUAGAUAUUGAUAGACAGACAUUUCUAUCCAUUUGCUCCAGGUGGGGAGGGAACAAGAGUCAUCACAGCGACAAACACAACAACGUAAUAAUUCUAUCCAUUUUCAUUGUAUCUAGGUGCACUCCAUCUUGCAAUGCAUGUUUUCUUUUUCUAUAGUAUAUAUAACCUCUACUGUGAUUAGAGAUAAGAAGCUUUGUAGCUAUAUAUCUAGAGAUAAGAGACUCACCUUUUGUUCUCAGAAUGAUGAGAGGGCUGAAAGAGAGACAUAGAACUCAGAGUAUUGUGCUUCUUUCAUAUCUAUUAUUUCCUGUGUACUAAUAUGUGAUACUGAUGGUGCUACUUUGCAGCUUAUGUUUAUCUUUCUUGUUUUGCCAUGCCUGCUAUUGGGUUAUUUAACACAAUUAACUUAUACACCCCUUAAAUUUAACACAAUUAAACAUGACAUGAUAUAACUCCGAACACCUACAGUGGCUUAACAACUGCCGUGGGUCAGAAAAAUUAGGCUGUUUCUGGAAGAAAUACUACAAAAGAGGUUUGUGAAAAGUGAACGUGCUUUAGUUCCACAAUGGUUGAGAAGUAAUGGAAGUGUUACUAGUUCAGCCCACCAUUUUGCAUCUUCAUCUAAUCACACUG
Vicia villosa (hairy vetch) is the source of this 1535-nucleotide messenger RNA. RefSeq lists its product as uncharacterized. Bases 81 to 686 code for a protein of 201 amino acids. The record is from RefSeq and is a predicted model, not a curated record. The transcript has 9 exons. NCBI's taxonomy places the organism in Eukaryota, Viridiplantae, Streptophyta, Magnoliopsida, Fabales, Fabaceae.